Messenger RNA from Hippocampus comes (tiger tail seahorse), 1705 nucleotides. It is a transcript of the gene rbfox1l, whose product is annotated as RNA binding fox-1 homolog 1, like. NCBI's taxonomy places the organism in Eukaryota, Metazoa, Chordata, Actinopteri, Syngnathiformes, Syngnathidae. The transcript is spliced from 12 exons. The record is from RefSeq and is a predicted model, not a curated record. Gene Ontology annotation, molecular function: mRNA binding. Gene Ontology annotation, biological process: regulation of alternative mRNA splicing, via spliceosome; nervous system development. Bases 289 to 1440 code for a protein of 383 amino acids. Gene Ontology annotation, cellular component: nucleus; cytoplasm.
AAUCGCCUCAUGGACACACAGAAAGCUCAUUUCACUGCUCCUGUCUUGACCGGACAGGACGCUGCUUGUUUUGUGUGUUGGUGUUGACUCACCUUCACACUUUGGGUUCGCAAACUUUUAGCCUUCCCUCAGCAAAAUCCUCUUGGAUCUUUCCCUCCAUUUGGAUUUCUUCUUUCUUUUCCAGCCGGACUCGCCGUCUGCUCUCCAGAGAACAACUUUAUUUAUUUUUUUUAUCACCCCUUGUCCUCCACUUGUCCUCACUCUCCUCGUGUGAGGCUUUUUGAGGCUAUGCUGUCCUCACCCACUGUCAUCCUCCAGCCUUAUGGACUGCCUGUCUAUCCGCAGACUACCACCUGCUACCCCAGCAUAGUCCAGGGGGGGCCCACGCAGGAGGCGGGCCCGGGUGGCCCCGACCCCACCCUGCCUCAAGUGUUUGCUGCACCCCCCUCCUACCCGGCCCCGGGUCAAGGUCCAGCGACACCCGCGGGCAGGCUGCCGCCUCUGGAUUUUAGCUCGGCACACCCCAGCUCCGAAUACCCCGAGCACGCUCAGCUGAGGGUCUACCAGGGCCCUCAGCUGGAGGGCGCCGAGCCUCUGGCGUCUGGCAACACGGAGGAUGCUUUGGCACCCGUGACCUCGGACUCCCAAGCUCUGAGCGCAUCGGUGGCAUCUAGUGGUGGCGGUGGGAGCGGAAGUGACGACGAGGGGUCCGGUAAAGCCCAGCCCAAACGCCUCCACGUGUCAAACAUCCCUUUCCGCUUCCGGGAUCCAGACCUUCGGCAGAUGUUUGGGCAAUUCGGAAAGAUCCUGGAUGUAGAGAUUAUCUUCAACGAAAGGGGGUCAAAGGGAUUCGGCUUCGUCACCUUCGAGAGCGCAGCUGAGGCCGACCGAGCGCGGGAGAAACUGAACGGGACAAUCGUGGAAGGGAGGAAGAUCGAGGUUAAUAAUGCCACCGCAAGGGUAGUAACCAAAAAGCCACAGACGCCGCUUGUGAAUAGUGACCUUUCAACUUCUGCGUGGAAGCUCAACCCUGUCAUGGGGGCCAUGUACGCACCAGAACUCUAUACAGUGGCCGGUUUCCCGUACCCGGUGGCGGCGCCCGCACUGGCCUACCGGGGCUCUGCGCUGAGGGGUCGAGGCCGGACUGUCUACAACACCAUUCGCUCCGCCGCAACACCUGCUGCUGUGCCCGCCUAUCCCGGGGUGGUGUAUCAGGAUGGUCUCUAUGGAGCAGAAGUCUAUGGAGGAUAUCCUGCUGCCUACAGGGUGGCCCAGACGGCAUCGGCGGCUGCCGCAGCGACAUAUAGCGACGGAUAUGGCCGCGUGUACGCCACAGCUGCGGACCCCUAUCACCACUCGGUAGGACCAACUACCACAUAUGGCGUUGGCACCGUGGCCAGUUUGUACCGAGGAGGAUACAACCGCUUCACUCCUUACUGAUACAGCCCACUGUGACGGGGACGCUGCACACAGGAAGUGACCGGAUGGACUGAAGUUGUAAAUAUUGUGUACCGUGCUGUUCUCCACGCUCAGCACCUGCUUUGCGUUAUUUAUGUAGUUCACAAGUGAACUUUAAAGGAGGACGUCUGAUGCUUAACACCACCGUGGGUGAUAUCGGGAUCUUUUGUCAGAGGUCAAAUUGUACAACAUUUUCAUACGUUGUUUGGAUGUUGUGCCAAAUCUUUAUUUAAGUGUGUGUGUGUGU